AUGUCGCACCUCGCGGCCAAGACGCCGCGGCUGGUCGUGCCUGGGCUCCAGAACCUGGGCAACACGUGCUUCUUCAAUGCGAUUCUACAGGCGCUAGCGUCGCUGCCCAGCGUCCACGAGUACCUCGAGGAGAUCGAGCAGCGCGCGCGCGUCACGAAGCGCACGGUCACGUUCACUGGCGCCUUGCGGGACUGCCUCGAUGCGCUGAUGCCCCGAGAAGCUGAUGGCCAAUCGCGUCGCGUCGUUGUGGCGCCACGGAUCCUGAACGCGGAGCUCACGAGCAGGUUGAGCGCCUUCCGGGGCAACAAACAGCAAGACUCGCAAGAGCUGCUUCAGUUUCUAUUCAAGCUCGUGGGCAAUGAGCAACGCUGUUGUUCGGUACGAGACCGCGGCUUGGUCGACUUGAUAAUGACGAACGGUCAAGAUACUGGAACGUUGAGCUCGAUCAGCGAUCUCCGGCUACUGCAAGCAGUCGACGACCGAAGCUGGAACCCGCUGCAGGGCCUACAAGUGAAUUUACUGGAGUGCGGUCGAUGCUCUCGCGUCCGGCCUCUCAAGAACCAGCCGUUUCUCGAUGUGUCUCUGUCGCUUGUGGCCCUGGACGACCGAAAGCUCUCGCGUCUUACCGACGCGCUGCAGUUGUACACGGAAUCAGAGGUUAUUGAUGGGGUGGAGUGCAGCCACUGCAGUGUGGCGGACGAGCUGAAAGCUACAGAGGAGGAAGAUCGACAGGAGAUGGAGAAUAUGGAACAGCGUGAGCACGGCAGCGUUAGCCUCGGAUUGGAUCAGGAGAUCGCGCAGCUGGAGCGGAAAGAUUGGAUUUACAAACUGAAGCAGCUAGCUGUCUCAUCGUCUAGCGUUGAUCUGGAACAGCUUGAACGGCCGAUUCAGCGUCGCCGUAGCACAAGCUACAAGCGCUUGCGAUUCUCGCGCAGUCCGGACGUAUUCUGUUUUCAUCUGAAUCGAAAAGUCUACAGGAGAACUGGUGGAGCAGUCAAGCUGGAAACGUAUGUGGAGUUCCCUUUGGAGCUAGAUAUGAGUGUCUACUGUCAGUACGAGUUGGAGGACUCUGCCGAGCAAAAGCCGAUCAAUGGCGCCUCGUGCUCGGCAACUCAACGGUCUACAGUGUCUUCACCACCCGUCAGCGAGGCCAGUAAGAAGCAAUAUUUGCUGUACGAUCUGACGGCGGUCAUUUUGCAUCAUGGGAACGAGCGGUACGGCCAUUUUACAGCAUACCGCCGCGCCGGUCCGUCACAGUGGUUUUUCGUCUCCGAUGAGAGUGUACGUGAGGCUCCUGUCGCUGAAGUGUUAAGCAGCUGUGCGUACAUGCUAUUCUACGAACGCAAGUUGCGAACCAAGGGAAUAGCACGCAGUUCUGAGACUGAAGAGAACACAGAUGACGACGACAGUCUACCGGAUGUACCCUUUGAACCUCUCUUGAUGCUGCCGAACGGCCGCUAUUGA
Messenger RNA from Hyaloperonospora brassicae, 1464 nucleotides. The record is from the annotation of a GenBank genome assembly. NCBI's taxonomy places the organism in Eukaryota, Oomycota, Peronosporomycetes, Peronosporales, Peronosporaceae.